AUGGUUAACCGCAUAAGCUUCAUCUCUACAGUUAGUGUGAUCUUUCUGUUGCUCUUUGCAAUUAGUGCUGAUUUGUCACCCGGUGAAAAUAUUUCAAAAUUGAUUUACGAAUUUAUCACCAACUAUAAACGGUUGAAAUUUGGCAUAGUGUUCACGUGUUCGCGAGAAGGAAUCGAGGACAUUUUACCGUUUAACAUCGUGGCAAAGCAAUUAAUGCGCGGGAAUGUGACGCUCAGAGCAAUUAGUGUCGACGAUUACGACGAGCAGGAUUGCUCAAAUUUUGGAAAAUAUGCACAAAUAAUGCGUGGUUUAAUUGCUCAUCACCAAUUUGUGUUGCUGGAUAUGGAUUGUGCGGGGGCGAAUACAGUGCUGUAUGAGGCCUCGCGAUACGAGCUUUUCAACGCUUCGUUCCACUGGCUGAUAAUUGAUAAAAAAGCAUCAUCCACCAACGACGACGACGAAGCCCCGGACGGCACCGGCCCGGAUCGAUUACAGCGCGGACAAUGGCGCAAUUGCCGGCGGCGGUCGCAGGUUCCACCACUUUUUGGCCGUGGUCCUCCUGCUGUCAGCGGUGGGAACAACGGCAGCUUCUGUUCCGACGAUGGCGAUGAAGAUACUACCACGUUGGACCGCCUGGAAACAAUGAACAUCAGCAUCAACGCGGAAAUAACUCUGGUCCGGGAGUCCAGCGUGGCCGGUGGUGCCACGGCCAACGGUGACCGGCGCCGGAAGGUCUAUGCGCUCUUUGAUAUUUGGAACCCCGGCUUCAUCAGCGGUGGCCAGCUGAACGUAACCGCCAUGGGAAAUUACGUCGUGGACAACGCCGGUGGUGGCCGGUUGACCGUGUGGUUCCACCAGAGUACCGUUGUCCGCCGCCGGGACAUGCGAGGCCUUAAGCUGAAGAUAAUGACCGUCGUUACGCAGCGUCCGGGCAUCCCGUUCGAGGUGUACCUGGCGACGCCGAACAACACCCACCUGGACUCGGUCCACCGCUACAAUUUCGGGCUCAUGUCCUACAUCAGGGAUUACUUUAAUUUCAGUUUUAUCAUGCGCCGGACCAAGAGUUGGGGCUAUCUGCGGAACGGAACCUUCGACGGGAUGAUUGGGGCACUGUCCAGGCGGGAGGUCGAUCUCGGUGGGUCGCCGAUGUUUUUCCGCCAGGAACGGCACCGGGUCGUUAGCUACACCACGCGAUCCUUCAUGGAAAGGCCAUGCUUCAUCUUCCGACAUCCCAAGCGGCAGAGCACAAUGCGGAACCCUUUCCUGCUGCCGUUCGAGACCGUAAUCUGGUAUUUGAUGGUGUUUUGUGGAGCCCUGCUGGUGGUGGUCCUGUUCGCCAGCUACCAUUUUGAGGAAUCAGGCUUUGUUGUUCGUCGUGGUGCUGCAGCAAAAAGUUCUCCGAUACACACUAACAACUUCGACGGUCCUUUGAAAAUCGAAGCCGAUGACGAAAGUUAUUACGGAGAUAGUUUCCAUUUCAAUCGAAGCCUCCGCCCACCACCACCAGCUCCAGCCCGGCAAGGGUUAAACCCGAAAAGGCAGCCAGGCACAAAAGAAAAUGUACUUUUUAAUGACACAAAUAAAAAUAACGACGAUGAUGAUCCAAACUGCUGUCAGCAGCUGGUCCUCCGACAAUGGCGGAAGUUGCUGCUGAGCCGGAGGCAUCUUGCGACGAGUCAACAUCAACAACGGCAGCGGCAAAGGAAAUCACUUCACAGCAACAACGACGAUACAACGGCAAACAGCAGCACAACAACUCUGCAGGCUGCUUCCAGGGGGAAAGCGCCCGUCGUGCUGCAACCGGCAGUGCACUGGGUGCUGCCACCUGGUGGUGUUGAGCACAAAGAGACGGGUGACGAUGCCACGUGGCGCAGCAGCAGCAGCAAUUAUAAAGCGGAAAAAUUAUCGAAAAGCAUUUUGCUUUUCCUCGGAGGCGUUUGUCAACAAGGACUCUCGGAAAUUCCGCGCCUUCCAUCGGGUCGCUGCACCUCAAUUUUCAUCCUGGUCUUUGGCUAUCUGAUGUUCCAGUUCUACUCGGCCAGCAUCGUCGGCUCCCUCCUAAUGGCCCCACCCAAGACCAUCCGCACGCUGCGGAAUUUGAUUGAUAGCCGGCUCACGCUCGGCAUCGAGGACAUUCCGUACAGCCGGGAUUAUUUUGUGCGCACGACGGACGCCGACUCGCUCGAGCUGUUCCACACCCGGGUCAGCUUCUACGACCAGAAGAGUGGCCAAAACGAGUCCCAUUUUUUGAACGCAGCUGACGGCCUCCACCUCACCCGGAAGGGCGGCUACGCGUUCCACGUGGCCAUCUCGGCCGCGUACAAAAUCAUCCGUGAGACCUUUAGCGAGCUGGAAAUUUGCGAGCUUACCGAAAUCGACAUGUUCCCCAAGUCGUCCCAGUGGAUGAUGGCGAUCGUGCAGAAAAAUUCGCCCUACCGGGAUGUCAUAACGUAUGGAUUACGACGGUUGAAUGAAGCCGGCAUAAUGGACCGCCAGAGACGCGUUUGGCAGGAACCGAAGCCGAAAUGUGUGCGCAAAAUAGCACCGUCGGAUCUGAUUGUUGGCAUGGAUAGUGUUUAUUCGGCGUUUAUCUUGCUCGUGGCCGGUUCGCUGCUGUCCAUUGGCUUACUGCUGAUUGAGAUACUGCGCCACCGGCUGGCCGUGGCCCGGCGGGGACGACGAGGACGACAAUGGCAACAACCGAGGACCCGGCCCCGGAAUUUACCGCAGGAUCAUGGCUGGGUUUAUCCGUAUGUAGAUUGAAUUGAUUUCGGUUGGAUUGACUUCUGAGGGGGGACACCUCUGGCC
Molecule: messenger RNA, 2808 nt
Organism: Culex pipiens pallens (northern house mosquito)
Lineage: Eukaryota; Metazoa; Arthropoda; Insecta; Diptera; Culicidae
Gene: Ir64a
Product: ionotropic receptor 75a
Exons: 9
Coding region: 1-2763 (920 amino acids)
Cellular component (GO): membrane
Molecular function (GO): glutamate-gated receptor activity
Source: RefSeq, a predicted model, not a curated record